Patiria miniata (bat star) is the source of this 3597-nucleotide messenger RNA. It is a transcript of the gene pde10a, whose product is annotated as probable 3',5'-cyclic phosphodiesterase pde-5. Lineage: Eukaryota; Metazoa; Echinodermata; Asteroidea; Valvatida; Asterinidae. Gene Ontology annotation, molecular function: protein binding; 3',5'-cGMP-stimulated cyclic-nucleotide phosphodiesterase activity. The record is from RefSeq and is a predicted model, not a curated record. The transcript has 28 exons. Gene Ontology annotation, biological process: negative regulation of receptor guanylyl cyclase signaling pathway; signal transduction. Bases 359 to 3235 code for a protein of 958 amino acids.
UGGAAGAAACUCACUGCACUGGGCAGAAAAUUCACGAGAUUUGAAGAUAUGAAAUGUUAAAAGCCUUCUCUAGGAAACGCUUGAAACAGUUUGUGUGUGCUGGCAAACAUGCCGUUUGAAUUCCACUAAAUGCGUCCUCGUCAUGCUCGUGGGAAAAUUCAACUUGCGGUAAGCUGAUCUGCUAUGAUUGCAAUUAAUCGAACCACAUUUUGUUGAUGAACCACCAGCAACAACAUCAACAACAACUGAACAAGGACCAUUGCGCAUCGACAUUCUACCUGACGACGUACUCUUCCAUGGACAGAGUUUUGGAGUUUUAUUUUGAAGUCACUGUGAUGAUUAUCACCAAUUGGCACCAAUGAAUAGGCAGAGGAUGUCUGGUCCCAGCAAGCAGGCAGCGAGCAGGAGACUACCCCCUCUACCAGCCCACAAACGCAGUCCAGCCACCACCAGUCCUCAUGCUUCAAGCAAAGGCCACUCUGUCUACCUGGGUCCUAGCCCACCUAGUCACACUACUGGAGGAAAGUAUGCACACAUCCAAGGACAUUAUGGUUAUGGGAUCGCACGAUCUAACCAUGAUCGCAUGAUAGUCACUGGGCAGUCAUCCACCCUAAGUAACGGUAUUGGUCGACAUCGCGCUGUCCUCACACAUCCUUCAUUCAGUGAAUCCAUUGAAGUUUUACCAGAUCAUAUUCUCCAAGAGCAGGUGCGUAGUUACCUGAAUGAAAACCCUGCCUUUUUGGAGGAUUAUGUCUUGAGCCAUGUUGACUAUGACAUACUGGAGCGAUGGACGGGACAAGUUCGUGCUCAGAAGCACAAGGUCACCUAUAGCAGAUCCAGAAGCAUGUCACGGGAGAAUUCUGGCAAGAGUGGCUCCAGUCAAGGCACCGGUCCGCCUUCGCCCAAGCCUCAUCAUUGGAAGAAAGGUGUGACACUGCACGACAGGAAGAAGUUGGUGCAUGAAUUAACCCAAGAUGUCCAGCACUAUGCUAGUCGAGUACGCAUCUUGCAGGAAAUGGCCAAGUGUGUGGCUACACAGAUCCAGGCAGAUGGAUACACACUCUAUCUGUUGACUGAGACAGGAACAGAACUCUAUGAGUACAGUGCAGAACACAAGGGAGAGGAGCCGAGUGUUACCUGGCCAAUAGGAAAAGGCAAAUCCAUUGCGGGAUAUGUAGCCCAUUCCCUGCACACUGUCAAUACCUCAGAGAUACGUACGGCUGAUUAUCCUGAGGGAGUGGUAGCAGAUGGUGUAACAGCCAGUGCUGUUCUUGCUCUUCCAGUUUUACAAGCCAAUGAGGAUUUAGUUGGCGUGAUUGAGUUCUACCGUGACACUAAUCAUGGGCAUGGCUCAUUCACUGAGGAUGCGCAAGAAACAGCCAGUGCGUUCCUGGUAUGGGGGUGUAUCGCCGUUCAUUAUGCUCAGAUGUAUGUCAGCAUGAGUAAGCAGAGAAAGCUGAAUGAUUUCCUCUUGACGGUCACAAAGUCUGUUUUUCAAGAUAUAAUCAGCAUGGAUACGGUUAUCAUGAAGAUCAUGAACUUUGCGCAGAAGUUGGUUUCAGCAGACCGGGCUUCACUGUUCCUUGUCGACAAUAAAACCAGAGAGCUGUAUGCCAGAAUAUUUGAUGUAGGCAAUGGCAUAGGCAUGCAGGUUGUUGAAAAGGAACAAAAAGAAAUCAGGUUUUCCAUGGACAAAGGUGUUGCUGGCCAUGUUGCUUCCACUGGGCAGGUUCUUAACAUCCCUGAUGCAUAUCUAGAUCAACGGUUUAACAGGGAUGUGGAUCAACAGACAGGCUAUGUCACCAAGACUAUUCUCUGCAUGCCCAUAUACAACAGAGGAAAUGUGAUUGGUGUGGUGCAGAUGGUGAAUAAGAAGCAAGGACACUUCACUAAAACAGAUGAACAAGCCUUUGAGACGUUCGCUGUGUUCUGUGGUUUGGCUCUACAUCAUGCCAAGCUUUAUGAUAAGAUCCAUCGAUCGGAGCAGAAGCAUAAAGUAGCUCUGGAGGUCCUGAGCUAUCACAGUCAGUGUCAUGAAGAAGACCUGGAGAACCUCAAGAAAGUGGCUUUACCAGACCCUAUGCCUCAGCUUGCAAGGUACGACUUCUCACCAUGGGGACUGGAUGAGGAGGCCAAACCUCUGUAUGUGCUGUGCAUGUUCCAGGAUAUGUUCACUCUUAACGGUGAUGAUCAUAAUGACAACUCAGAGAGGUUUGACUAUGAAGAUCUGUGUCGGUUUAUCCUGACUGUAAGGAAGAAUUACAGGAAGGUUCCUUAUCAUAAUUGGACGCAUGCAUUCUCUGUGGCUCAUAGCGUAUACACUAUCAUCAAGACCUGCCAAGAGGAUACAUUUACUCCUGUUGAGUGUCUGGCCCUGUUUGUUGCCUGUCUCUGCCAUGACCUUGAUCAUAGAGGCAAGAACAAUUCCUUCAUGGUCAACAAUGCUACACCAUUAGCAGCUGUAUAUUCCACAUCUACUAUGGAGCAUCAUCACUUCAAUAUGACUAUCACUAUACUCCAGAAUGAAGGACACAACAUCUUCAAGCACCUAACAUCAGAUGAGUACAAACAGGUACUGAGUGACAUACGACACGCCAUCCUAGCCACUGACUUGGCCUUGUUCUUUGGCAACAAGGCUAAACUGAAGGUCAUAGUGGAGGCUGGACAGUUCUCAUGGACCAAUCCGGAACACAGAUCAUAUGUGAGAGCACUGACAAUGACUGCAUGUGAUUUGGCGGCCAACACAAAGCCCUGGUUGAUACAACAACAAACCGUUAAGGUUAUCUUUGACGAGUUUUAUCAACAGGGUGAUGAAGAAAAAGCACAGGGCAGGAAUCCGAUUCCCAUGAUGGACCGUUCCAAGUCACAUGAACUGCCAACCAAUCAGGUGUCAUUUAUUGUGGGUAUCUGCCUGCCCUGCUAUGAUCUCCUUGGCCAGCUUGUUCCCAGUGCUAAGCCGAUGUAUGAUGGAGCAGCGAGGAAUUUACAGAACUGGUCAGCCAUCGUUGCCAAGCAGAAAGCUGAAGAGGAAGAAAACCUGAAGCAGGAAGAGCUUGCAAAGCAGGAGGACCAACGUGAAGAUGGAGAUAACGCACAAGAAGGUCCAUCUGCCUCAACAACAGAGAACAAAGAUACAAGCAAGACCGCAGCUACAGCUAAGAGUCAAACAGCAAAUACAGAGCAGUCUAAACAAGCUGACAAAAGCAAAGACAAUCAAGUGGAGGUGAGAACGUAGGAAGUGACCAUCAAGUGCUCAUCAGAAUUGGUCUCCAGAUCUGAUGAAGACUCUCCACCGGUAGUCUUCAUCCUCGUCGUUGUUCUCCUCAUCAUUGGCAGCGUAAGGGAAGAAGUCAGUAUAACGGCCUCCUCGUCACCAGGGCCGGGACUGGGCCAUGUCAUGUUUGAUGACUGGUCUGGCUUAUACUCGACCCUCCAGCUCCCCUCUCAAAGAACACUGCAAUCUCCCACAUACUCUCUUUGUAUCAUACAGCCCUUCAUCAUGCUUCAUUAUCAAGCUGUUGAUAUUAGGCCAAAAAAAGUCUCCAGUUUCUGGCAUGGAGCUUGCCCCAAAAGUGGUACGGCGACACGGGGUUUUUU